Phyllotreta striolata is the source of this 13751-nucleotide messenger RNA. The record is from the annotation of a GenBank genome assembly. Lineage: Eukaryota; Metazoa; Arthropoda; Insecta; Coleoptera; Chrysomelidae.
CCGAACUGGAAGCGAACGGAGCAAGCGAAGCGCGAGCCCCAGUAGAGAGCAGCAGUGUGUGCGCGUUUUGUGCUAAAGGCGAAGCGAAAAAAAUACACAUAUAACCGAGAGAAAAAUGGCAGCGAACGAUGGAUUUCUGGACGCCUAACUGGGAAUCGAAGUGCACGAGAUUCGGAUUAAUCCAGUCGGUUUUGCGAUUGGGAUAAGUGCAGCCGUUUUGUGUUGUUUUUUUUGUUGUUCCGUGCGUGAAUAUAUACGUGAAAUCUAGUGAGUGUAUCUCCGUGUGUGUGUGUGUGUGUCGUGCGUGCCAAAAAGGGAGUCCGACAUGAAGUUGAAACGGCUGUGUUUUUUCGUGAAAUAGUGUCCGUGGCGGCGACGAAAAACAACAAUAUCCUCAAUGUGGUGUUUAGGGCAAAAUGGUCAGAGAGACUAGACACUUGUGGGUAGGAAAUUUACCCGAGAAUAUACGAGAAGAACGCAUUCGAGAACACUUCAAACGGUAUGGCCGCGUGCAAAGCGUCAAAUUGUUGCCCAGGUGCGGCGAGGAGAAGGCGCCGGGGGGCGAGGUCACGGUGGCGUGCACGGUGGCGUUCAUGGACAUCAAAAGUGCGUCCAAGGCGCACAACGCCGAGCUCAAGAUAGACGACAGGACGCUUAACACCGAGUAUUACGAACCGGCCGCCAUUCCGUCCCCCGCGACGGCGGCGGCGGCGUCCGCCUCCGUCGUCGCCGCCGCUGCGUCUCCGCAGAACAGCCAGCCGUCGCCCUACGCCACGUCGCCGGGCUCCAUCGCCAGGUAUCCCAACGGUCACGGGUCAUCGGAUGACCACGGCGCCGGCCCGUUCGUCGAUCGCUGCUUCUACGACCGCCCGACGGCGACUUCCCGCCUCGUCGGCGCCGGCCCCAGCGCCGCCUCCUCCGCCGACCUGCCGGGCGGCUACAGGAACGGCCAGUACGGCGGGGCGGCGGGCGCCGUCGCCUCGGAGGCGCGCCGCUCCAGCUGGGGCUACGACCGUUACGCCGCCGCCGCUGCCGCCAACCAGACGGACGCGGGGUACGCCGCGACGCCGUCGGAAUGCAACCAGAACGCCGCCGUCGGCGCCGCCGCCGCCGCCAAGAAGAAGACGGCGAACAGCCGGUCCGGUUCGAGGUCGCCGUCGCCUUCGGUUAGCGCCAGCACCAGGUCACCUUCAAGGUCUCGAUCGAGGAGCAGCAGCAGCUCGUCGAGUUCGUCGAUGUCGCGCGACACCAGCUCCACGGGCUCGCCGAAAUCGAAGCGUUUGACGUCGAACAGCAGCGCCGCCUCGAAUUCCAAUCACCAGCCGCCGGUGGUGCACACCGACGAUCGCCGGCCCCUCGCCAUCUGCGUGAAGAACCUGCCGGCCCGGUCGUCGGACACGUCCCUCAAGGACGGCCUCUUCCACGAGUACAAGAAGCACGGCAAGGUGACGUGGGUGAAGGUGGUCGGCAAGGACGCCGAUCGCCAUGCGGUGGUCUGCUUCAAGAAGCCCGAGGACGCCGAGAAGGCGCUCGAAGUGAGCUACGACAAGUUGUUCUUCGGCUGUAAGAUCGAGGUGGCCGCCUACCAGGGGUGCGACGUCGAAGACAACGAUCUGAGGCCGUACGAGUGCGACAUCGACGAGUACCAUCCGAAGGCCACCAGGACGUUGUUCAUCGGUAAUCUGGAGAAGGACGUGACGGCGUCGGAGCUGCGGAAGCACUUCGAUCAAUUCGGUGAAAUCAUCGAGAUCGAUAUCAAGAAACAAGGGGCUGUGAGUUCGUACGCGUUUUGCCAGUACUCGGAUAUCGUGAGUGUUGUCAAGGCCAUACGGAAGAUGGACGGUGAACAUUUAGGUAAUAAUCGAAUUAAAUUAGGUUUCGGCAAAUCGAUGCCGUAUAAUUGCGUCUGGAUCGACGGCAUCAACGACAGCGUUAACGACAAGUACCUGAAAAUGCAGUUUGAACCUUUCGGCGUUAUAAAUAAAUUGCACAUAGAUCGCGAUAAGGGACAAGCGCUCGUAUUCUACGAGCAAGUGAUGAGCGCCCAAACGGCCGUCGCGAAAAUGCGCGGAUUCACGUUGAAAAACACCAAAAUCCAAGUGGACUUCGCCAGCCGGGAGUGCCAGGAAUCGUUCUUCGAAAGAUUAGAAAAACAGGGCGCCGUCCUCGACAGGACGACUUUCGACGAACGAAGGGAACCCAUCAAUAGGACCUUCGAUAUCACCACACCUAGAUAUUCAAGAUACGACACGACGACGACGCGGCCUCGAACGUCGUCGUACAGCAGCAGAUCGAACGCGUCGGCCGGCCAGACGGGGUCGCUGCAAUCGCCGGGCGCGCCGGCGUCGGCGGCGCCGCGCGUUUCGGUCGGCGUGGCCGCGGCGGCCGGCGUCGUCGGCGUCGGCGCCCGGACGCUGCGCCGCUUCCCCGACUACUACGAUCAGCCGCUCGAGUACGCGGAGCGGCACUUUCGCAGCUACGACGAGUACAGCCAGAGCUCGACGGCGUCGCACGAGGACCUCUACGAGCACGACUACGGAUUCGGCCACGACGCCGGCGAUCCCUUACAAACUAUAGAAAACGUCCCGUUCGCCCCGCCCGACAUGCGGAACCUUCAAAAGGAGCGAGUCCAUCUGCUCGAGCAGCUCGAAGAAUGCCCCAGCUCCGGCGACGAGCUCAUCAGCCCCAAGAAACGCAUGAAACUGGAACUGCUCGACACCGUCAUCACCAGCGACGUCAUCAUCGAGGCCAACAGGGACCACAGAAAGGUGAUGGAAGUCCGGCGAUUGUCCGACGUGAAUUUGAAACACCACUCCCGACGGCCGUCGAUGGAAUCGAGCAAGCACGUCCGGCACGACGUCGUCUACGUGCCGCAUUCGGUGUGCAAACGGCGGAAAACGGCCGGCAGCGAUUCGAACGCCGGCACCAAGUUGCACCACUACGAUCACUCGGGCUCGGAGAGCGUCGGCGGCUCGCGACCCGGCACGCCGCUCUGCGACGAACGGCCCGAGAACUUCCCGCCCAGUGAACCACGCAGGGUGCCCAGAGAAAGGGAGGGGCCGCUCACGUUGCCGCUGCCCAGGUUCGCCUCGCAAAUCAUCAACAGAGGUCCUGUAUCCGUGGCGGGUAUAAAAGGUCAAAAAGACAACGUCCUAUCUAGUCCACCGCCGGCGGUGACGAGUCCGCGGAUAUCGAGCGCGCCGCGGCCGCCGAGCCCGGUGCACGUGCCGCCGCCGGCGUCGCCGCCGCCGCGUCCGCCCAGCCUCAGUUCGAAUUCGAGCGACAGCGACGCGGCGACGCCGCCGAGCCCGUCGCUGGACGAGCGCAUCAAAUCGUUGGACGAGAAGUACGAGAAGUGGUCGGGUUCGAGGGCGCUGAGCGCCGCCGGCGGCGACGCGCUCGCCCUGCUCGACGCCAACAUCGAAAAGUUCCGGCAGAGGCACAAGAUGCUCGAUUUCAAGGAGGCCCAGCCGUCGGACAUCGUCAAAUCGGUGAUGGCCAAGCGGUCGGUGUUCGACGACGAUCUCAAGCGAUUGGAGAACGUCGGCGAGAAGUACGAACCCAAGGAGUUUGCUGCAUUUCAACGCGUCGCGCAACUUCCCGCCGUUGUUACUUCUUCUUCUUCUAUUCCUACAUCUCUACCGUUGUCGGCUUUGAAGAUUAACACUACCAACGUGCCGCCCUUGCCCAAGACGCCUACCGUCUUAUCGCCGAGAUCCACCGGUAUCCAAGCAGCGAAAGGUCUCCAAUAUCCGUUUCCGACGCACCCUCCGAAUCUUCUGAUGUCGUCAUCGUCGCCGUCGUCGUCGCCGUCGCCUAUCACCGCGACGCAGCUGCCGCCGUCGACGGUCGCGGCCGCCGGUUCGGCGAGCGUCGCGACGGCCCUCACCACCGUCACCGCGGCGACCGCAGCGACGUCCUCUUCGGCGUCGUCCGCGUCUACGAUGUCGUCGUCGUCGUCGUCUUCGUCGAGUUCACGAGGCGCCUCACAUGGUGAUAAUAGACUGAAACCGUGCCCGAGCGUGCCGAGUGACGCGAGAACUUGUAGCAAAAUGAUUGUAAAUAAACCUAGCCUAGCGUGCGCGAAAAUUAGCGAGAAAAUCGAGAAAAUCGGUAAAGUGCCGUCGUCGCGUAGGGAGUGCGGUGGCAGUGGAAGUGGUGGUAGUGGUAACGGUAGCGGUAGCGGUAGUUCCCCGCGCGCGGACGUCAAAAUCAGAAGGAACAGUGAUACGAGCGCUCGAAGAUCGGACCACGACGCCGAUCAGAGUCGAAAGGAACGGGCCCAAAGCGAAGAGAGGAAGCGGGAGCGGGCGAAAAUCGAACACGAAAAACUGGAGAAGGAGAAAUGCGAACAGGAGAAAGUGCGCGUGGACAAAGAGAACGAAUUGUUGGAGAAGCAGAAGGAGAAAAUCGAAAGGGAACGGUCGAGGAUAGAAGCGGAGAAUGUAAAGAAAGCCCAAAGGGAAAAGGAGGCGUUAGAAAUGAAGGAAAAAGCGGAAAAAUUGGAGCAGGAACGCAAGGAAAAAGAGGAGAUCGACAAACGAUUGAGGGAAGAACAAGAGAAAACCCGCUUGGAGAAAGAGAAACACGAACGCGAGAAGAAAGAACGCGACGACCACAACAGAAUCCACCACAAAGACGACAAAGAGCGGCUCGUCAAGCACAAAGAAGACAAUCACGAUAGAAAGAAAGACGACCACAACAAACACAGGGAAUCCCACAAUUCCCUAGACCAGAAUCGACCGUCCAAAGACGAUAAACUAGGCAGCAGAGAGUCGAAUCAAUUGACGAACGCCAAGGAGGCACACGAAUCCCGCAACAAAACGACGCACAUCGACAGAGAGUCGGAGCGCCGAAAGGAGAGCAUCAAAGAGAACCGGGACAACAACGUACACGAAAAACACAAGAGCGAAAAGGCGCGCGACGUCAUCGAAUCCAGGCACAUGUCGAUCGAUUCGAAAUCCCAUGACAAACACGAUCCGUCCAAACGGAAAGAGCGCAACAACAGUUUACCCGCUAACAUCGGUUCCAAACGACGCUAUAGUUCACACGAAACCGUCGAAAUCAACGACGAUUCGACGAAGAAAGCCAAAUUGUCGCAUGAUUACAAUAAGAAACUGAACGAACGAAGGGACUCCAAAGAUAGCACGAGAUCGGAAGAUCGUUUAAAGAGCAGCAGCAAACACAAAAACAACGUCGUUUUAAACAAAUACGACAAGUACGUGUCGGAGGAGAAGCGCAGAGAACGCGAAGAGCGCCACAAAAAACACAAAUUAGAAAAACAGAAAUCCAAGAGCAAAAGCAGAGAGAAAGAAUCGCUCACCGAUCGAGAAUUCCUCAAUCGUUUAGAACUGAAAUCCGUCGAAGACGGCGACAAACAACACCGCAAGGACAAGGAGAAACGCGACGAUAUACUGCACCAGGAUAAGCAGAAAAAGGACAAACUGGCGCACGCUCUAGCCAUCGAAAAAAUCAAUCGGAUGCGUUCCGAACACGAAGAGAAAAAGAAACAACAACAACAACAACAGCAACAGCAGCCACUACAACAGCAACAACAACAACAACAAAAUCAGCAGCACUUGCAACGCGAACAUCGCAUUCGAAAAUUAACGUCGGAUAGCGACUCCGACGAGCCCAAGAAACAUUCCAUAUUCGACAUCGUCGACGACGAACCCGCCUACAUCUCCAUGUACGACAAGGUGAAAGCGCGCAGCUGCAAGAACAUGGCCAAGCAAGAGGAGGAAAAGCGCCAGGAGAAGCUCAAAGAGAAGUUCACCAAGCUGAAGCAGAGCCGCGCCAAGCGCGAGGAGAAGAAACGCUCGACGUCGUGGGACGAGGACUCCGACAGCGACAAAGACGUCAAAGUGUCGAAAAGGUGUCUCAAGUUGCUGUUGGACAGUUCGGACGAAGACGACGACGACGACAGGAAAUCCACCUCCGUCAAAAAGAAGGAGAUUUACACCGAUUCCGACUCGUCGGCCGUCUACAACAAGCACUCCAUCAGCGGGAAAAUCGAGUCCAGCGAGGACGAAAUCCUGAGGAAGAGCAGCUUCCUGAGGACGCUCAAACCGCGCAUAACGAGCGACACCUCCGACGACGAGCGCAACAAGAAGAAACUCCAAGUACAAAAAGAACUGUUCGAUGAUGCCCCUUCGAUCAACGCCAACGCAACCACCGCGUCCGAGGUGCAGGUUUGCAAUGCGAUCGAAGACAAACCGUCCCAACACCUGUUCAAAAUCAAAGAGGAAUUGGUGAAGAUCAAGAAGGAGAGGCGCAACAGCAAGCAACACCAAGACGGCGAAAUGAACAGCUCGCUAUUCGCCGCCGAGAAAUACAACAACAAACACGCGACCUAUACGGACGUCACGACCGACGAGGAAACCGCCAAAAGGGACAAAGAACGACGGGAAAAGAAGCACAAGAAGAAGCAGAAGAAGCAAAAGUACGAAGAGGAAUCGGUCGACAACAAUUCGACGACGUCCGAAUGCAAAUCGGAGAAGAAGAAGGAGCACGGCAAGAAGGAGAAACGACGCGAUAAGAACAGGGACAAGGAUAAAUCGAAAAAAUCCUCGAAGAGGAGCAAAUUGGUCGGUAAAAUGGACGCCGUCGUCAAAAGAGAGGACAAAAUGGAGAAUAUAUUCGGUUCGUUAUCGGAGGAUUCCGAGACCGGUACGAAUAGCAAAGAAACUCCUCAACAACCGGAUUUAAUCGAAAACGAAUCGCCCCAAUCGCAUCAAUCCCACCAAUCUCACCAAUCGCACCAAUCACACCAAUCGCUCGAUAAGGAACACGACAACAAACCUAAAGAAAAGAGCGAGCGAGACAAAGAAAAGGAGGAGCACAAGCGUAAGAAAGAGAAGAAACGUCGCGAGAAAGAACGACGUCUACAAGCGGCGGUCGUCGCGGCCGCGGCCGCAUCCACGGCGACCAUUGAUUCCGAAUUGAACGACAACAGCAUGGAUUACAUUUGCAUGGGCAAACAGCUGGAGGCGAACAUGCUCAGAGACGACGGCGACGUCUUCCAAACGACGCCGACGCCCGAGAAACCCGCCGAAGUCGUCGCCGUCGUCGACGAUCGGCCGGACUUCCCCGACGCCGUCGAAACGAAACGAGACGACAAGCGCGACGUCAAAGAGAAGAAAAAGAAACGAAAAAAGAGCAAAGACGAAAGGAGCAGCAAACACCACAAUCACCAUCACGACAAGACCAAAUGCAAAACGGAAACUGAUAGGAAACCGGACGCGAAAGAAAUCGCCCAGCAGCAAACCAAUCAAAGCCUACCGGAUCUCCUGGUAGACGAAGCGCCGCCGCUGCCGCACAAACAAAUCCUACAGACGCCUAUCGUAGCUCCUGAGCCGCCGCCGCUACCACCGCCUCCUCCGCCGCCGCCGCCGCCACAGCAACAACAGCAGCAGCAAUUCGACGACAAGGACUCGAUUAGAAUCGAACGAGAAACGGUGGCCGACGUCCCGGAGGAGAAACCCCGCGCUGUGAUAUCACAAGAAGAGACCGAAGACGCCGUCGCCGCCCUCCUGGGCGAAAGCUUCGGUGGCGGCGAAACGUCGGAGUUCUACGAUCACGACGACGUCGUCGACGAGGAGGAACCGUCGGCGGCGCUCGCCGACGAACCCAACGUCCAAGACGACGAGGAGAUGCGCCGGGCGGUCAGGAGCCUGAGCGCCGCCACGGCGGCCGCCGCCGCCUCGGCCGGCGAUUCCGACGCCAAGCCGGACACGCCGCAGAGCGAGCACGAUCUGCAAAUCGACACCGAUACCGAGGAGGCGGACGAGCCGGUGCAGCCACCGCCACCGCCGACGCCGGCGGUGCGCUACCAGCAAACGCCCAAGACGCCGCCCGAGCCGGUCGAGUACCAGCGGUUGCCCAAAACGCCCGAUUUGCCGCCCUAUUUCGACGACAAACACCCGCCGUUGGCAGCUUUGAAAACCACCGUUAUAACAACCACCACAACCACCACUAGUACGGGCAUCGGUAGCCCGCCUUCGUUGACUCCUAUCAGAAAACCCGCGGAGGUGGAGAAGCGCGAUUUACCGGUAUUACCGGAUACUUUACCGCCUUUCAACAAAUCCGUCAUUAAAUUAGAACCGAGCAACAAUGCGACAAUCGAGCCAUCGUAUCCACCGUUGAAGCCUCUUACUAACACUACAACCGGCGACAUGGUCAAUAAAAUUUCUAUAGUACAGCAAACACAAACGCCGCCGCCGCCGCCACCUCCGCAACUACACAACCUACCGGCCCGUUCUCCGGUACAAACCGGCAAGAUCCUAGAACCUUCAAGGACCCACAACAGGCUGCCCAUCGCUUCCGUAAUGGUACAAAAACCCCUACAAGCCACCACCGUAAUACUGCAACAAUCCAAGCCCGCCCUCAAUUUGGAACCGCCCAAAUUGAUAACGGCUUAUCAGGAGAGGCCGCGGACGCUCUACCAACCGCCGCAGUUCGCCAAUUAUCCGCCGAACAAUAAACUAACGCGGCACGUUCCGCCCCAAGGUUUGCUCGUACCGUCCAGGAAUGCUUUCAACUUCGCCGGCAAUUUACCUUGCUACGCAAAUUUGCAAGAUAACGCGUCGGCGCCGCCUCCGCUGGUGCCCAAAGAACCGAUCGUCGUCGCUCAAACCGUCGAGAAACCGCCCGCGGUGCAAGUCAGCGUACCGAGCACGGUGCAGAAACCCGUGGAAGUGAUGAAGUUGGAGACUCCCAAGUCCCCGGUGUCGGUGAUCGUGUCCGUUGCGGGCGAAGCGGUCAAAGCGGAGGCGGAAGUAAAAGUGAAAACAGAGGCGGCGGAGAGGCCGACGAAAUUGGCCAUAGAAGCCGUCACCGACGAGCUGAACAUGACUUUGGAGAAAUCCUCGCCCGAUGUCGAGGUGAAAUCCGAAGAUAUCGUCGAUGUAAAGGAAGAGAAAGCGGACGUGAAGCGACAAGAAGAAGGCGAUACUGUUGUACGCGAGGAUGGUGAUAAGGCGGUGAGUGAAGAGGAAAAACCGCCGCGUGAAUUAGAAGCCGUCAAAGAUAUUCUAGUCAAUGAGACGUCGGAUGAGAAGGAGGCCAAAGAAGAGAGUGAUUAUUGGCUACAAAAAGGUACUAUAGAUUCCGUAAUCAAAACGCUAGUUUCACCUGACGAAUCCGAACGUUGCGUAGAAAAAACCGAUUGGUUCGACGAUCGAAAACCCGACGAAUCGAAAUCGCCUACGCCCGCACCGCCUACACCCGUACCGCCUCCACCACCACCGCCACCACCACCAACAACAACAUCACCUCCUAGACCGCCCGAAGUAGAUGACAAACCCGUCGAAGACGACGCCGUCGUCGACAAACACGCCGAUCCGGAACCCAAAAGCGACGAAUCCGAAGAAAUCGCCGACGAUUCGGCCGAGCCCGAAACCAACGAAGACUCCAACGCCAGGGAACCGCCGACGUUGCGCUCGAGCAGCCGUCGAGGCGGCCGAGGUCGCGGCAGAGGCGGCAAAACGCCGCCUUCCAGGACGACCGCGCCGGCGGCCGGUAUACAAACCAGACGCGGCAAACUCAAGGAAACCGCCCAGCAACCGCCGCCCCAGCCGCCGUCUAAACGCGGUCGCGGCGGCAAGGGGCGCGGCGAAAGAAAAACAUCGAAAUCCGAAGCGGACGCGGCGCCCGCCGUCACCGCCGCCGCCGCGACCGCCGCUACGGACGUGUACGAAUUCCGCGACGAAUCCGACGACGGUAAUUCGAAUUCCAACAACAAAGAACAACGGCCCAGGUUGAUAUUGACGAUCAAAUCGCCCGCUGUAGCCAGUCACAACGCCACUACAACGGCGAGUAUCAAGGAAGUGACCAAAGACGGAGCUAAAGAAAUCUCCGGCAGCGCCGAUAAGGAAAUUUCACCUAACAAACAACAACCGCAAACGCAACCGCAACAACCACAACAACAACAACAACAGCAGCAACAGCAACCGGUAGAGAAAGAAAAAGACAAGGAGGAAUUCGCCUCGCCGUCGGCCACAAAUACGAGAAAAUCCAGGAGGUUGCAGGAGCGCGAUAUAUCCAAAAACAAUGUGGAUGAUACCAUCGAGGACGUCGUCAAGAAUACGGUACAAACGCGUGCCUCUUCGGCCACGCAACGACGAGCCGCAGCCGCUGCCGCCGCGGCCGCCGCCGCCCUUCGACAUACCAACAACCCCACCAAGCUGAGCCCGCCUCAUUCGGACGCGACACCCAGGAAAUCGCCUAGAGGUAGGAAAGGUCGACGCGGUUCCGAAGCGGCCGAUAACUCGUCGUCCGAGGAAACCGUCAAAGAGGAAGCGAAAACGCCGCCACCGCAACCGCAGCAGCCGCCGCCGCCGCCCAAACUAGAAGAGCCGAUCGUCGAGAAAAAAGAACCGCCGAUCGAACCGUCGGUGAAAGAGAAACCGCACGAAGGCCUGAAGGCGGCCGUUUUGCGACGCAUCAAAGGCGAAAUGAUCGCCAACCGGAAUCCCAACGAACCGACGAAUCUCAUCGAUCCCGUCACCGGCGAAUUGAUACCGAUGCGCGAGAGCGGCGAAGGCAAAUACGUACCGCUCCCCGGCACCGUCGCCGACGCGACGCCCGUCAAGAAACCGAUCAAAGAUCACCCGGAGAUCCCGGCGAAAUCCCAACCGAGCGUCAUCACGAAACCGCAACAACUGACCGUCGUGCAACAGCCUAAACCGCAAAGCCUAAAGGCUCACGUUCUAUCGUCGCAGGCGGCCCAGGCGAUCGUCAAUCAACAACAAUCGACGCCGCUUCCUAUGGUCAUCACCAAAUCCAUAACGCCUAUUGUAGCUUCCAAGGCCGCGACGCCGAUCGCCAUCACGAAAACCAUCACUCCCAUCAGCCAACAUCUGUCGAUCAACACGAAUUUGAACGUGAAUCUGCCGCCAUCGCCGCAUUUAUCGCCUCUAAACAAACCUAAAGCUGUAAAAACGCCCGCCUUGUCUCCCAUACACAAACAACAACAACUCCAACAAAUCAUCCAAACCGGUAGAGACCAUCAACAGCAACAACAACAACACCAACACCACCAACAACAGCAACAACCUCCGAAAGUGGUGCACAUCAUCGCCUCGCAACCGCCACAGAUGAUCAACAAUCACAUGGCGCACAUGAAGCAACACCAGCCGCCGCCGAAGGCGGCCAAAAUCGCGAUGAAGCCGUUGCAGCAGAUGAUGGGCGGCGGGGUGCCGGCGGCGGCGUGUCCGACCGCCUCCCACGCGCCCAUCAGGUUGGCGCGCGACGCCUCGCCCGUCCCGGCCGCCGCCAAAACCGUCAUGGAGCCGCCCAAGGUGGACGUGUCGAUGGGCAACGUCGUCAUGGCCCAACGGAGCAAGUUGUCGCCGCAGAGGAUCGUCGGACAGACGGGCUUGCCGAUGCCCGGCUACGAACCCAGCUUGCACGGAGAGAGGGGUUUUUUGAAUAGAAGUCGGAGCCCGCCGCCGGCUCACCAAAAUUCGCCGUCUCCGAAGGGCGAAGCGAUCGCGCACUAUCCACCAGGACCGCUACGACCGCCGCCGGAGCUCAACCCAUCGCACUACAUGCACCCAACGCACGUCAUGCAGUACCAGCAGUACUUGAGGCAACAGCAAUUACAACAUUAUUCCAGAUCCGGUGGCAUGGAGAAAGUCAUAGGCGACGGACAGGAAGGAGAAGAAGCUCCAGUGACAUCGCCCCCGUUGGAACUGAGACGACCCGGAUCAGUGGGAUUACCUCUUACUAGCAGAAGCGCCGCCGUACAACACAGUCUGCAUUCACCUCACGACAGAACAACCGACUCGCCGCAAAUCAGCCAAAUGUACAACAUCCACAGCCCGGCCCGAAUACCGCCGUACCACCGGUACCAAGAGCCGCCGCCGGCGCACAGCAGCCGCCCCGUCACCGGCUACGGCGGCCUGUUGUCGGCGCUCGGCGGCGACAGGGGCAUGGCACACAUGCCGCCCAUCGGCACCGCCGAUCGCCCGUUGGGCGGCCUCAACGCCCACAUGGGCCCGUCCGAUCGCAUCCUCACGGCGCACAUGGACCGGCCGAUGUCGCAGGGCCACAUGGGCGCCGGCCUCGGCGCCGCCGGCAAUCUGAUGGGCGCCGUCGCCAGGCACGUCGGCGCCGACGCGCCCGCCAGCCAACGCGGCCUGCAGGUGGCGACGCCGCCCCACGCCAGCCAGGUGCCCGCCCAGGCGGAGAGCCUCCUCAUGCUGUUGAAGCAUUACCCUUGCAUGUGGCAAGGUCUGCUGGCUUUGAAGAACGACCAGGCGGCGGUUCAAAUGUACUUGGUGUCCGGUAACGAUCAAGUGGCAAAGUCCAGUUUGCCCGUUAACAUUGACGGGUCCACGCCGCCUCUAAGGAUGUUCCAAAGGAUGAGGCUGGAGCCGCCGCAAGUCGAAGGGGUAGCGAGGAAGAUGCAGAUGGAAAACGAACAUUGUGUGUUAUUGGCCUUGCCGUGCGGCCACGAUCACAUGGACGUACUUAAACAAUCCACGAAUUUGACGAACGGUUUCAUAACUUAUUUGCAAAAGAAACAGGCUGCGGGUAUCGUCAACGUCGCCGAACCCGGUACCACACACCCGCCUGCUUACGUCGUACACAUUUUCCCGUCCUGCGACUUCGUCAACGAGAACCUGAGACGGAUCGCUCCUAGUCUUCUGGAGAGGGUGGCGGACAUAGCGCAUCUUCUCAUAGUGAUAACCACGGUAUGAUCUUUUCUACGCGACUUUUUGCGAGAAUAUACGACCUUUUGAUUUGAUGGUAAAAUUCCCGAUGGAAGAAGGCCUUCUUCGCGAAGCUUCUCUGGUCCCUCCUCGAGGUCGAGGAGGAGAGAUUAUUGUCCCUUAAACGAUUUUAAAAAUAUACUUAAAAAAUAUUUCACUGUGAUUUCUGACAAAAUGUUAUUUACUAUUAUUACAAAAAUAUAUAUUAAAAGAUACAAAAAAACGCUAAAAAUAACUUACUACCUAUUUAAGAGAUCUCAUAUUGAAACUUAGUUAUAUAAAAAAAGAAAUAUGUCUUUAUUUAGAAGAUCUUUAUUUUCGUAAAUAUCUUGUAAAUGGUUUGUUCAAAUUUUAUGCGACAUCCUUGCAAUAUUUGCAAAGAUGUUGUAUAAAACGAAGCAAGUGUUUUUUUAGAAUAUUUUUAUUUUAUUUAGUUUUUUCACAUCGAGAUGCCGCUCGAAAUUCGUUAUAGAUAGUAUCUGAUUAGUUAUUUAUUUUUUAUAAUUGUUUGAAAAUAUCAAAGUCGUUUUCUAUUGUUUCUCUAGCACCUCUACCUGGCUAAUUUUACGUUUCACAAAAGGAGAAAGAAAAACUAUUAUUUUUUUUCUGCAAAGAAAAAUCAUUCAGGUAUAGGUAAUAGAUUUCAUUUAAGUUUCUCCGAGCGACAGCUCAAUGCUGAAGAUAACGCUUUAAGAUUGUAUAUAUUAAAUUAAACGUUACCCGAUUUGUAGUUGGCUAUUGAAAGAAAAAUCAUAUAGACAUAAAUAUACAUAUAAAUAUGUAGCAUAACAAAAAAUCAAUCAUUUUUUUAAAUUACACUGUAACAUAUAUGUGAAUAUAAUGUUUAGUUUGAGCUUUUUUUUGGUUUAUCAGUUCUGUACAGUGUAUUUUUAGCUGUAAGUAAUAGGUUAGCUUGCGUUAAAAAUGAUAAUAUAGGGAACAUUGUGAUGUCUAUAUAAUAUUGUAAAUUUUGUACAUAUAAAAAAUACUGUGUAUUGUGAGUAUACAUUAUUAUAACUAUUACAAUAAAGAGAA